CCCGCCGUUGCCGGGCGCAUGCGCGAGGCGCGCGGGGGAGGCGGGCGGCGCGCGGCGGCGGCGCGUGCGCGGAGGGGCGGCCGGCGGAGCCGUCAGCAUGUCGCGCUACGGGCGAUACGGAGGCGAGACCAAGGUGUACGUGGGCAACCUGGGCACGGGGGCGGGCAAGGGCGAGCUGGAGAGAGCCUUCAGCUACUACGGGCCCCUGAGAACCGUGUGGAUCGCGAGGAACCCGCCGGGCUUCGCCUUCGUGGAGUUCGAAGACCCGAGGGACGCUGAAGAUGCCGUCCGUGGACUUGACGGGAAGGUGAUAUGCGGCUCGAGGGUGAGGGUGGAAGUGUCGACGGGGAUGCCGCGUCGCUCCCGCUACGACAGGCCUCCUGCGCGGCGCCCCUUUGACCCCAACGACAGGUGCUACGAGUGUGGUGAGAAAGGCCACUAUGCCUAUGAUUGUCACCGCUAUAGUCGCCGAAGGAGGAGCAGGUCCAGGUCUAGAUCUCGUUCAAGGUCCCGAGGAAGAAGAUAUUCUCGGUCGCGUAGUCGGAGUCGUGGAAGGAGGUCCAGGUCAGCUUCCUAUCGUAGAUCUCGGUCCAUUUCUCCUCGUAGGUCUAGGUCUGUGUCUCCCCGCCGGUCCCGAUCAGGUUCCUUGAAGAGAUCAAGGUCUAGAUCAAGAUCCCGAUCUAGAUCCAGAUCUGUUACAUGGCCUCGAAGCAGGUCUAGGUCUCAUGGCAGAUCAAAAUCUGGCUCACCGGCUAAGAGUCGGUCAAAGUCCCGAUCACCAUCUCCAAAGAGAAGGUAUGUUGAUCUCCCUAAUAGUAACAUAGACUUCGUAGAGCUGGCAUUUUAGUAUCUGCAGUGAUCUCUGCUGAGGAGUUUGACUGCUGCUUGUAGUCGUUCACCAUCAGGAAGCCCUCAAAGAAGUGCAAGUCCUGAAAGAAUGGAUUAAAGUUAUGAAGUUAAUCUUUUAGGAAGAAAGUUAUUUUGCUUACAUUAUUAUAAGGGAUUUUGUGGUGUCUUUGUAAAUGUAAGAAUGUAGAUAGAAGAGUAUAUCAACUAAAAUUUGGCAUGAUCUGGGUCUUCUGAGUUAGUCACACCAAUAGACUAGCGCAGGUCUCUUUUUAUUGUAUGAAUUAACUUCCUGUGAUAUGAAAAUGUGGGACUUUUUUAUUGGCACAUUGAAAUAAAAUGUGUAUUUUUAACUAAAACUUCUCUAGUAACCCUGCUGCUUCUGUUAACAUUUGGGUAAUUUUAGCUGUGUGCCAUGUAACGUGGAUGAAAAAUGUCUAAAAUGGGAAUGACUAAUAUCGGUGUCUUCUCAAACUAGUCACUUUCCACGUUUAUUGUUGAAUGGUCUUUGGUGAAAGGAUCAGUUUCUGCUUUCUUUGAAAUGGAGUUUAAAAUCCAUCUCUGUCUGCAGGUGGCUAAAAACUUGCAUAUGCCAUUGAUUUUUUUCUCCGUGAUCUGAUUAUUCUGCAAAGCUUACUGUCUGGCACUUGACUAGUUGCAAUAUCAGAUGCCCAGAAAUUUAAGGAUGGGCUUUUAUUCAAAACACUGACAUCUUUUUAAAUUAGUAACAUCUGCAGAAACCUCUAAAUGUAAUAGGAAUUAAUAAUAGCUUGAUGUUUGCUACCUUUGCUUGUUGCAUUUUUCAGUCCUUUAGGCUAUUUAAGAAAAUUCCUUAAAAUGUCUCAAGACGUUUUCCUUUUUGAAGGAAGACGUUAAGGUCUUCUGACCUACUUUCUGAAGGACCUUAAGAAAAUGUGUUUGAGAGGCAAACAUAAGCGGUUAUUAGUCUUUCUGCAGCUCACUCAAACUUUCCUCCUUAAAGUGAAAGACUCACAGCUGACCUCAGGAAUUCUAACCUGCUUUCCAGAAACUGGUAUGGUUUUAAAGUAGCCCAGAUCCUGGAGAUGAUUUUGUUGAAUUAACCUAAUUUUCUACUGCAAAUACACACGCAAUUGCAGGAUUAAUUAUUUGUGUAUAGGUAUGUCAAACUCUGUGUUUGUCCUCGUUCUGUAGUCAAGAAUUGCAUGAUAAAGGCACUUUGUUGACAACAGAUCACAGCAAAAGACUGGAAAUAAUGUUAGACUGUGAACAAACUAAUGGGUAGGUGUAGGGGGAAAAAAAAGCAAACAUUUUUUGACUGCGAGUGGUUAUCUAGUAGAAAUAAAGGCCAGAUUCGGCCAGCAGGAAACACGCACUGAAAUGGAAAGUCGACCCUGUUUGGGCUUACGCAAUCUAUUGUGGCAGUUUGCUUCCCGUGUGUAAACCACAGCAGAGCGUCUUAAAUGAAAAAAAAAAAAAAAUUUACAAGGUUAACUGGUCACACCUUGGGUUAGCCAUGAUUUUCCAAAAACGGGUUUCCUGUUAACAAUGACUUUAUGGAGCUUUUUCAGUGUAUGAGUAAAUUGCCCAGGUUCCGAGCACGCUGUCAUGCUGCAGCACUGUCUGGCCUUCAUGCCUGGUCGUAACUGUUGUGCUUGGUGUGUGCCCGGCCGCUCCCGCCGCGCUCAGCGCUGGGGGCUAGUGUUUCAUCUGCCGGCUGCAAUGACCCGUGUUCUGGCAAUACCCAUUAAACUCCAUCGCCGCCACAAUGGGAGAGUAGGGCAGUGACGCAGACGUUGCCCUGCAUGAUGCAGCAGACGUGCCCAAAGCCUGUGACUUGCGUUUGGAAUAUUUGUGGGUUGUGUGUUCCCUGCCUGGUCUAUAGUACCUGGUGAGAGGCACGUGUACGCCACUGCUCUGGAAUUUGAUCAGCUUUUUUUCUCUUCUGUACUCUUAGGGCAAACCUACUCCACAAUAAACCUGCAGACUAAUGACA
Molecule: messenger RNA, 2821 nt
Organism: Falco peregrinus (peregrine falcon)
Lineage: Eukaryota; Metazoa; Chordata; Aves; Falconiformes; Falconidae
Gene: SRSF7
Product: serine and arginine rich splicing factor 7
Exons: 9
Coding region: 98-847 (249 amino acids)
Biological process (GO): mRNA splicing, via spliceosome
Cellular component (GO): nuclear speck
Molecular function (GO): RNA binding; zinc ion binding
Source: RefSeq, a predicted model, not a curated record